GGAAGUGGAGGGAAUAAGUGGGAUGGGAGAUGAAGAAGACAGGAAGGGAGUGAGUGAAAGGAGAUUGUUCUCAGAUGCCAGUAUUUAGACAGUCUGGACUGAAGAGAGUUGUAUCCAGAAAUGGUUGCAUAAGGAAUGGACGCCCCAUAUGAUGGAGCAGAGAUAACAUUGGUAACUGAAGAAAUUGAAGGCUGUUACAGCUGCACAAAAAAUUUUCCACCUAAAAAGAAAAAGAAAUGGAAAGAUCAAAGUGAGGAUGGAGGUAAAAAAAGCAAGAAGCCCAGGCCGGCAUAUUUAUUGUACUAUUAUGACACUCAUUUAAAAGUGCAGCAAGAUUUUCCAAAUUUGCCUCGGUCUGAGAUAAACAAGAAAAUCAGUGAAAGCUGGAGGCGACUCAGUGUUGCUGAAAAGGGUAUUUACCUUGAAAAGGCAAAGCUGGAAAAAGAAGGAAUAGAUCCGAGUGAUAAACUAAUCAAUGCAUCAGCUGGUGCCCCUCCAACUGAUAUUCCAGGAUUCCGUAAAAUUCUUCCUCGUUCCAGUUAUAUUAUAAUUCCCACUUCUAAUCUGCCUGGUGAUGGAAAUGGUCAGCAGCUGGCUCAAUCUCCUACACAGAGGGAAGGUGAAGGCAAUCCAACAUGGCAGACUCUUACCCACGACACUAUACAGAGCCUUUUUACAGGCCCUAUUGACAGUACUGAGGAGAGCAUUGCUAUUGAUGGAAUUACCGAUGAAGCUUUCAUUCACACUGAAACAAUGCAGGAGAUUGUUACAUCGGAGAUGCUUUCUCAAUUUUCUAAUUCUGGAGAUGAUAAAGUGGCAGGAGAACUGACCACCAAUGAGACUUCUUUAGAGUUGACACAUCCUUAUGAUUCUCCUUGUGUUGUUAUUGAAGGAACAUUGAUAGGUGCAGGAAGUGAUGCUUCAGAAAGUGUUGCUAGCUGCACAAACCAGCAAACUGUGGAAGUUAAUCCUGUGAUGGCAGUAUUAUCAGAUCAGAGCAAACCAAGUGGGAAUCUCACUUCUCAUAAAGCUCUCGGACAGGCUGUUUGUAUUAAUAACAAACAGGAUUCAGGGGAAAAUGUUCCAGCAUCGACUACCCAAUUCUUAAUGUUACCGUUGACAAGCAAACAAUCAUCAACAGCUCCAACAAAAAAGCCCAUCUUUGCCCAAAAGACAACCUAUACACGAAGAGGUCGUGGCAGUUGUCCAAAUCCAAACUGUUUGUUUACAUAUGUCACAAGGCACAAACCUCCACAAUGUCCAAAUUGUGGCAAGUGGCUGGGAGGGAAAUGGAUUCCAAAGGGUAAGGAAUUGCAAGUGUUAAAUGUACAUGUGGAAUGUAAUCAAGAGAGGCAAAACAAGGAAACAACAGAUGUGUCUAUCGGCACAAAGGACGCAGCUCAAUCCAGUUUGGAAAGUUCACAGGCAGUGAGCCAGCUUCUCAGUGUGGCUUCAGAAGAUCAAGGGGAGGAGGAACAGCAACAAAUGCAAACUAAUUGGCAACAAACUAUACACGUUGAACCCAAUGAAUCAACUAUAGCAGUGUCCACUGUACAGACGGAGGAACAGGUUCUUCCAGUACAGCUUUGCAGUGCAGCAUCGACUGAUGAGCAUACAGUGGGAGCACGGUCUGAAGUUGUCGUAAAGGAGCCGGAGAUUCUAACAGACCAAACUUCAGGUGUCAGCAACACUGCAAUCAGUGGCUCCCAUGGAGUUAAUAGUAUGAGACCUGGAUCGAGUAUUUGUAGACAAAGUUUACAAGUACGACGAAGGAACAAAACCAAAGGACGAGCAAAAUGCAGCUUAAUGACUGGUGCUGCCCGGUCACGUCCACGUGUUAUUCUGCCAGCAACCCCAUCUAAUACAGCUUCACAGUCUGGGGUCACCUAUAUUCGAGUGGUUACAAUGCCUGUCAAUCAAGCAGAUCCAGCGGAAUGUAAUGUGUCUUCAGCAAGCCAGAAAGCUACAGCAAGGGGUUCCUCGGCAAAGAGCUUAUUGAGUUCUCCUCCUCCAUCAGGUCUAAAACCCAGCACCUUAAAGCAACUGGGGCAUUCUAUUUUGCAUCCAAAUUAUGAAGAGACAGAAGAGCAGACAGGAUUAAAAGUUGCCACAGAGAAUGGGUCACCUCAAACGAGUGCAGUUUCAGUCAAAACCGUGUGCCUGACUCUUCCAAAAACAAACAAAGCCAGCGCUUUUGACCUUGGUUUGGCAACUUGCAGAGGUAAAGGUCGUUGCAAGAAUCCCAAAUGUACAUAUGUCUACAUGAACCGGUACAAACCAGGAGUCUGUCCAAAGUGUGGUUAUGACUUCACAAGGGAUAAACAGGAUGUAAAGCCAUCAAAACCUGUUAUAAACAACGCACUUUCUUUGGGUCUGUUGAAUCCGGAGGAGGGGCUAACCCAGGCCUCAAAGGAUUUACAACGCCAGACUACAUUACUGCUGCUCAGGAGAACAGUUCAGAUCCCUGAGAACGAGGCUGAACUUCAUGAAGUUUUUAGUCUAAUUCAAGAAAUGAACAGCUCAAGGUUGAUCUUGUCAACAGUAAAUGAGACCAUAACACUUGAACAAAAUUCGUGGCCGAAUUACUUUGAAUCUUCAGCCACUAUCUGUGGCUUAUGUGACAGCCAGUUAUUCAAGGGUGGACAGAAUUCAGUAGCUGGUCCUGAGGAAUGCUGGCUGUUGACAGAAAGCCAGUUCCAAGUGGUUAUAGUUCAGGCGAAAAUCUGCUUGAAUCCCCACUGUCUUGCACUUCAUAACUUCACGGACAUCAGCUCAGGCUUAUUUAAUAUCGGAAACAAGCUUUUGGUCAGUUUGGAUUUACUGUUCAAAAUAAGAAACCAUAUCAAGCUUGGAGAAGAUCCAAGGGAUGUGACCACUCCCAUAUUGAACUCUGUGCAAAAAUUCACAGAGAAAAUCUUGUCUGAUGAGCAGCUGAAUCAGCUUCAAGAGCUCCUAUGGAAUGGUUAUUGGGCAUUCGAAUCCCUCACCAUUCGUGACUAUAAUGACAUGAUUUGUGGGAUCUGUGGAGUAGCACCCAAGCUCGAGGUAGCACAGAGAAGCCCUGAGAAUAUUCUUGCACUGAAAAAUGUUGAGUUUACAUGGCCUGACUUUCCUACCUCAGAUGAAGUAAACGUGGAGGAUUUUUGGUCCACAAUGGAGAAUGAAGCCAUAGAGCAAGCAGUAUUUCCAUCCAGUAUCCCUAUCACAAAAUUUGAUGCAUCCAUAAUUGCUCCAUUUAUACCACCACUCCUGAGGGCACCUGUUGUAGUUAAUAGUGAGAAAGAUAAAAACCCUCAACCACAGCCAGUUGCUGGAAAUCCAAGAAUGCUGGUAAGAUUGUUGCACGAUGGAGUUUUCAAACCAGAGGAGCUCAACUCCUACAGUGAAGAUGAAAUAAAAAACUUGCUAAUGUCAUGUGAUAUCCCAUUUCACCCCAAUGACUCCAAGGAACAUCUGUGUUCUUCAUUAUUCGCUUUAUAUUCCUAUGUGCUAGAUGGAUCAACUGCACAGGUCCAACCUCCAUGUGAUGUGACAGGAGGAAAAGUUUAUAAGUUGUGUUUGCAUCAGACCUCGGCUGUCUGUUCUCAAAACAACCGCCACAGAUACUGUUGCUGCUGAAACUGCCAUCUCUCCGUUCUUGCCCCGGUGCCUCGGGAACAUGCCCAGGCAGGAUCCACUCACACCGAGCCAAGACACCGCCAUAAGCCGCCAAGAGACCAACUGACAUACUGCCGAGAAACCAGGCCUGGGACCCGCCACGAGAUGCCAAGAGGCCAGGCUGACAGCCAGCACGAGCUGUCAAAAGACCAGGCCUGGGACCCACCUCAAGCCGCCGGGAGACCGGGCCCGGAGCCACUGAGAGACCAAAGGGGGCAAAAGAGGGAAAGAAACACAAGGAGCGGAGGAGCUCCAGUUGGAGCAGCCCACUCCGCUGCCAUCUCGACUGGAAAUGUGGCUUCGUAAGAACACUUUCUUGAUUCCUGAGCUAUUUUCUUUAAAGCAUCUUCCAAUACGUGAGCUUCUUUGGGAUAAGUACCUCAGGGAGUUCACAUUUUAGUCCUGUAACAACAAAAUGAUAAUUAAAAGUUCUCUCAUUUUGGCCUUACGUUGAGUGAUUUCUUUCAAUAAAAUUACUAUUAAAUCUUCCUUUUAAAACACAGUGGAAAUCUGUCCUAUUUAUCUUGUAGAAAUAGAAUUGGGUUCCAACACCUACAGUAAGGGAGUACUAAAACCUGUUCUUCAAAUUCAAACCUAGUUGUAUGAAUGCUAUAUAGAAUUAUUUUUCUGUAUUGUAAUACCUGUAAUUUUUAACCUACAUUGCUCUGUUUCGUUUUAUGAAAGUUAAAGAGAUAACAUACUUGCAUUUAUGUAGAGCCUUUCAUAUCUACAAGAUGUUUUCAUACCCUUCACAGCCAACGCUUUAAAAUUACUCACAAGCACAGAUGGCAGUCAAUUUGCAAAUAGCAAGCUUUCAAAAACAGCAAAAUUUGGGUCAGUGUUUUUAUGGUUUGCUUUGAGGGGUAAAUGUUGAAUCAUAGAAUCCUUACAGUGUGAAAACAGGCCCUUCGGCC
Molecule: messenger RNA, 4571 nt
Organism: Rhincodon typus (whale shark)
Lineage: Eukaryota; Metazoa; Chordata; Chondrichthyes; Orectolobiformes; Rhincodontidae
Gene: hmgxb3
Product: HMG box domain containing 3
Exons: 21
Coding region: 136-3618 (1160 amino acids)
Source: RefSeq, a predicted model, not a curated record